GUCCACUAUUCUUUCUUUAUUUUCUUUUUCUUUCAAUUUUUUUUUAUGUAGCAGCAGUUCUUUAGCUUUUACCAAUUCAAUUCAAGAAUUGAAUUAUCUUUUGCUAUAACUUUGAAAAAUAAACACAUUAAUGCGUUCUUGAUUUCCUUUCCCUUCCCAUUUUUUUGUAUUUAAUUUUGUAGAGUUGUAUUCUGAAAGCUCCUCAGAUUCAACCAAAUCAAAUCAAAUGGCAGCAUCAUCGCUUGGACAGACCACCGAGAUCAACUGGGACAAGCUCGAUAAGACUAAGUUUUAUGUUGUAGGAGCCGGUAUAUUUACUGGAGUGACAGUGGCACUGUAUCCCAUGUCUGUUAUAAAAACUAGACUUCAGGUUGCUACGAAGGAUACUGUUGAGAAAAGUGCAUCUUCUGUUAUUAGAGGGAUACUGAAAACAGAUGGGAUUCCUGGUCUCUAUAGAGGAUUUGGUACUGUCGUCACUGCUGCAAUUCCUACCAGAAUUAUCUUUCUUACUGCAUUGGAGACCACGAAAGCAGCUGCUUUUAAGAUGGUUGAGCCAUUUAAAUUCUCUGAACCUUCACAAGCAGCCUUAGCAAAUGGCAUUGCUGGCAUGUCAGCAUCGCUUUGUUCUCAAGCUGUCUUUGUUCCCAUUGAUGUGAUUAGCCAAAAGUUGAUGGUGCAAGGAUAUUCUGGCCAUGAGAAGUAUAAUGGGGGUCUGGAUGUUGCACGCAAGAUUAUAAGGACUGAUGGCAUCAGAGGAUUUUACAGGGGGUUUGGUCUAUCAGUCAUGACUUAUUCACCAUCUAGUGCUGUAUGGUGGGCGAGUUAUGGUUCAAGCCAACGUGUCAUCUGGAGGCUUUUAGGCCAGGGUACUGAUCGCGAGGGAGCUGCUCCUAGUGAGUCAACUAUAAUGCUAGUUCAGGCAACUGGAGGAAUUAUCGCGGGAGCUACAGCUUCCUGCAUCACAACCCCUUUGGAUACAAUUAAGACUCGCUUACAGGUGACGAGUCUUGAAAGAAGAAGCUCUGCAAGACAAGUUGUUAAAAGCUUGAUUAAGGAUGAUGGUUGGACAGGCUUCUACAGAGGGUUGGGUCCUAGAUUUUUCAGCAUGUCAGCGUGGGGAACCACAAUGAUAUUAGCUUAUGAAUAUUUGAAGCGGUUGUGUGCAAAGGAUGAAUAGAUGUGAACCUGCUAUUGAUCAGUGGUAGAGAUUUGGUUCUGAAGGUGGCUUGAUCAAGUUAUCUUUGGAGUUGGCAUUUUUACACAUGCAGAAGAAACUUUUCUUGUAUUCCCAACCCUGAUACAAUAUUGUUGGUCUAGUCUUUGGCAUUACCGCCACUGAGGAGCGAACCUCCUAUUGAAUCUGGAUUGGUUACAGAAUUUUAAAGACUUUUUAGUCCGCCUGAGAUUCUAAGCACCGAUUCUUUUACUCUCCCUAGGAACUCAAGGUUAGGUAAAUGAGUCAGUUAGAUGCUCCACUGGUAUAUCCAUUUUUCAUCUUGCAUAGCUAGUGUAUUCUUGUAGCAAAAUAUUUUAUCCGUUGCAAUUAUAUUGUGAUUUUUCCAUUUUGAACUCGAGAAAUUUUAGUGUAGUAUCUGGAAGACCACAGAGUUACGUGCUUUGGCAGAAACAGUUGUAUACCUGAAUGAAAUCUCUUUUCAAUAAUAAGGUUUGAUUACUCUUUGGAACUCAUUUCCAA
Populus trichocarpa (black cottonwood) is the source of this 1696-nucleotide messenger RNA. RefSeq lists its product as uncharacterized. Bases 227 to 1177 code for a protein of 316 amino acids. The transcript has 6 exons. The record is from RefSeq and is a predicted model, not a curated record. Lineage: Eukaryota; Viridiplantae; Streptophyta; Magnoliopsida; Malpighiales; Salicaceae. Gene Ontology annotation, biological process: transmembrane transport.